Messenger RNA from Paramecium octaurelia, 1071 nucleotides. Lineage: Eukaryota; Ciliophora; Oligohymenophorea; Peniculida; Parameciidae. The record is from the annotation of a GenBank genome assembly.
AUGUAAUAAUAAUAAUUAAAUUAACAGCCUUAAAACAUAAAAAAAAUAGAGGGAUCAUCAACUAGUCCUUAUAGUAAGAUCAAGUUUGAGAAUAAGUAAUCCUAAAGUUCUCCAAGCAUAUUAGUAUUAAUAUAUUAAUGUUUAGAAAGAGAUUGGCUAAUAUGUGUAUAAUUUAAAUGAUGUGAUUGGAACUGGAGAAUUCAGUUCAGUGUAUAAAGGUUAAGAUUAAAACACAAAUGAGACAGUGGCUAUCAAGAUUAUUGAUAGGAAAAGCAUUUAAAACAAUUAAAUUUUUAGAAGUUUAUUAGUUAAUGAGAUAAACAUCCUAAAGUCAGUAGAUAAUAAAUGCUUACUUAAAUUAUACAAUUACCUUGAAACAGUCAAUAAUAUCUAUAUUGUAACUGAAUUUUGUUCUGAUGGUAAUUAGUCUGUGGAUUUUAGGCGAUUUGCAAUCUAUAAUAGAAAAAAAGGGAUAUUUACCAGAACAUAAUGCAGUGAAGAUCUUAAAACAUCUCAUUAAAGCAUUGCUUUAUUUAAAGGAGAGAAAUAUUGUACAUCGAGAUAUUAAGACAUAGAAUAUUUUAGUUUCAAAUUAAAUACCCAAAUUAGCAGAUUUUGGAUUUGCAAUUGACUUGAAUCAACCAUAAACAAAGUAUAUCAAUUAUUAUAUGUAGAGAAAUUUUAUAAAUUGGAACUCCAUUAUAUAUGGCUCCAGAAAUAUAUUCUCAUUAUCAAUAUACUUCAAAAACAGAUUUAUGGGCACUUGGUAUUGUAUUUUAUGAAAUGUUAUUUGGUAUGAAAUAAUGAAAUAAUUAGGAAGGGUACCAUUCAAUGCUAAAAAUCCUAAAGAACUUGAAUAAAUGUUUUCAUUUCAGAGAAAAAAUUAAACUAUAUAAUAUGAUAAUGGUCCAUAAAAAGUCACAGAGACAGCCUAAGAUUUUAUAAAUUCUAUAUUAGUAAUUGACCCUAAAUAACGAUUUGAUAUUUCAUAGGCUGCAAAUCAUCCACUAAUAUAAAGUACUUUAUAUAGUAAUAAAAGACCCACAUCCACAUGCAAAUAAAUAAAAUUGA